This is a messenger RNA of Dioszegia hungarica, 2754 nucleotides long. RefSeq lists its product as uncharacterized. Gene Ontology annotation, molecular function: protein binding. The transcript is spliced from 7 exons. The record is from RefSeq and is a predicted model, not a curated record. Bases 1 to 2754 code for a protein of 917 amino acids. Lineage: Eukaryota; Fungi; Basidiomycota; Tremellomycetes; Tremellales; Bulleribasidiaceae.
AUGACGGUCCAACGAACGCGUCCUGGGUCAGGCGCGUCGCCUUCACAAUUCGCGACGGUCGAAACUCGCGUAGGGCAGUCGACGGAGAUUUGGGCGAGGGACCUGACGGCGUUGUUUGGGCAUGCAAAGGAGAGGUUUGGGGAUGUCAGCUGGGAGACGGAGAAUGGAGGGGAUCGGAUAUGGGGACAUAAGGCGGUCAUUUACGCUCGGGCGCCAAAAGCAUUCAAGGACCGAUACUUUCUCACUCGGCCCUUCUCGCGCUCGCCCACCCUACGCUCCCCUUCCCCUUCCUCUUCGCAUCUCCUUCCGCCGCUCUUCUCGUCCCGGCCCAAUUCGCCGCCGUCAUCCUUUCGCGCCCCGAGCUCUCUGUCCGUUCAGACCGCGUACUCAGAUGCCACCCUCCGCGGUGGACCCAGUACCGGCUCUGACGGGGUCAUGCGGCUCACCCACGGCGACACGCCCGAGCUUUUCCAAGCGCAGCUGGAAUGGCUAUAUACCGGCGAAGGGUUCGGGGACGUUGUCGAGUGGAUAUCGGAGGAUGAGGGUGUCGUAGCUGGCGGGUCUAUCCGAGACUCGCUAGGCCGAAGGGGGAACCAGGACGAGCGGCGCGAUCGGCUCGGCCAGGACUUGACGUACAUGUGGCGAUCCAAGCUAUAUGUCGACGUCCGGAUACACCUCGAUACUGCCCUCUCGGACGACGGUGGCGGUAGUUCUGACUCGGACGAAUCGACCGACUCUCUUUCGUCCACCGCGGUAUUCGCAGCACACCGGUUCAUUCUCGUUUCGCGGUCCCCGUACUUUGCUGCUCUCCUCCUCAAUACCUCGUCAUUCCUCUCUCCGUCGCUCCCGAACGGGACGGUCGAUAUCCACCUCACUACCCCGCCCUUCACACCCGCAUCCCUCCAUUUCUGCCUCGGGUACAUCUACGCCGGCCACCUCGAUUUCUCAAAUCGGACGUUCGACCUUACCACCGCGUUCCAGAUCUACAGGGCGGCGGCGUACCUCCAGCUCGAUAGCCUCAUUGAGGAAGUCACAGCUCGGAUCGUCUGGGACUUUUGUCACGGUCUCGACUAUGCGCGGUGUCAUUGCAAACGGUGCGUCGUACGGGUGGCCCGGGUCUGGCGAUUUGGUCUAGAAGAGGAUGUAGGGAAUGUCGCCCUGGCUCAGGCGGCAAGGCGGUACCUGGUUGCAGGGUGGGGGGGGAGUUGGGGACGCGAGGUCGGACUUGCUCCCCCAGACCAACAGCAGGACCUUGUCCAAGCUGUGAAAUCAUCCAUCAAUCCCAAGAACAUCAUCUCGGCCUUCCGCUCGGUCAGCCAGCUCAAAGCAAGGAUGGAAGCUGCCAUCCGGUCAAAAGGGAGCGCGGCGGCUGCGUGGGUGGAAGGACUAGAGAAGAUGGUGGAUGAUGUGGAAGAGUUCGUGCGGGAGAUGCUAGUGGACAGCUUUGGAGCGGUGGCGGAGGGGACGGAAUUGUGGGAGCUGCUGGACGGGAAAGGGUUCAGUGCGGAUCUGGUAGAGGGGGUGAUGAAGGAUUUAGUGGACUGUGUGGCGACGGCCAAGAAGUGCGUCGAGGCGCCGAGGGUGUACCAGGCUCUUGUGUCGUCCAUUCUGCUCAGGAGUAAUCCCGAAACGAUGCAGACGGCUCUGCCCCUCCGUUCGAGAGGGCGGCAGCUGGUCGAGAGCGCCAAAGAUGGGGUGGUGGCUCACAUGCGGAGACGGUGGAUGCAGAUCCGGGAGACGGGGGGCUUCUUGGGCUUGGAGAAUUGGGCAAUGAAGGAGAUCGCCGAUGGUAUGUCUACUCGGCUGGACUCGGCCGCUUCCGUUGCGUCGGCUCGGUCGCGCACGACUUCAGUCGCGACUACUGCUUCGGUAGCUGGUCGAAGCAGACCCAUCUCCACUGCUAGCACGCUCCGGAAUGCGCCUCCUCUUCCAACGACCUCUCCGCCUGUUCCGCUCAGACCACGGAACCCCUCCGUAGCCACGACAUCCGUGGCGAUGCCUCGGACGGCCCGGAAAGUCAGUUCGGGGAGUAUCCGAUCUACCAUGUCGACUCGGCUCCCUUCAUCUGGUCAUCCGGCGUCUGCAUUUGACCCGCCGCGUCGGCCGGACCCGCCGGCGAAACUGGAGGAGCUGGAGAUAAGGGAUGGGACUCGGCCAUUCAAGGGUCGAGGUGUGAGCUUGCGGGUGGGGAUACCGUGUAUUGUUUCUCUGGAGGGCAGGCGGGCGCGUUUCCGAGCCCAGGUCAAGUAUAUUGGCUACCUCAGCAAUGCAAAAGGACCUUGGGUCGGAAUCGAGGCGGAAGACCUAGACCGUUUCGGUGUCGAUACUCUCCCCGCGGGCAGUCAAGCCGGGGUCCACUAUUUUCAUCUGACACAUACGGACCCGGUGCAGACUGAGCAGGACGCAGGGGCGGAGGCGGAGUAUGAGAUCAGGGCGGCGAGGCAGCGGAAAAUCGAUAGUAUAAGGGAGGAAAUCAGGAAGGCGGGUGGGAAGGCUCACAGCGCCGCUGCAGGCGCGGGUGUUGGGCUGGGUUUGGGUCUAGGCGGGGGUCUCGGAGGGGGUAUUGUGGGUGGAGGGGGAUCGGGGGGACUGGGAGGGAUGGGAGGGGAAAGAGGGUCAGGGAGAGGAUCUAAACGGAGUGCGAGCCCCUUUGUUAGUCCUGCUCAGGGCCAGGGGGAGUGGGUUGGCAAAGAGGGGCUGAGGGCGCUUUUUGUCAGGCCGAGCGAGGUGGUUUAUGUCGUUGGGGCGGAGUAG